AUGAACCACGAACACCACGGCGGCGGCGGAGGCGGCGGCGGCGCUGGAGGACUUCAGGCCACAAAUAAACACCUUGCCGAAUCGUACUGGUACAUCAUCGCAGGCGCCACGGGCUUUGCGGCAGCCAUCCGUGGCAUCAACUAUCUCGAGGGACGCCGACGACUCAGGCGGCACCAUACACAGUCUCUCGCGCACCCCACCAAGCCAGACGGCCGUCUGACACAAGCAUGGGCGACGGCGACGGCUAUCGUCCGUGAAGCGGCCUAUCCGCGAUUCUUCGUUCCUAAGAAAGGCCUUCGUUGGGCUUCGCCGCCAUCGCUCGGCCGCAUUAUCCUUCUCGUCGCGUACUGGGCCGUCAUCAUCAACAUGAUGACAGCCCACGGUGCCAUCAUCAAGGACGUCUUUUACUGGGAGCGCAUCGGUUUCCGCAACGGUUGGACAACAAUCAUGCAGAUGCCGCUGCUUUAUCUCUUGUCCAUGAAGUUUAACAUAAUCGGCUACCUCACGGGCACCAGCCACGAGCGACUCAACUGGCUCCAUCGAUGGGUCGGUCGUACUAUGUUCGUGACAGCGACUGUACACGGAUUCCACUUCUGGACGCAAUGGGAAAGAGCCGAGAUUAUCGAGAUCCAGAUGAAAAUCUUGCCCAUCACAAAGCAAGGACUUGGUGCCUGGGCACUCCUGCUGUGGACCAUCCUGACCACCUUCAAGCCCUUCCGACACAUGGCCUACGAGCUAUUUAUCGUCCAGCACGUUUUAACUGCGAUCAUCUUCCUGUGGCUGGUCUAUGUGCACAUUCCCGAGCCUGCCCGGCCCUACUUGUGGUUCAGCGUUGCCUGCAUCUGUUUCGACCGUCUCGCCCGCUGGGGCCUGCUGCUGUGGCAGAAUUUGCGACCAAAGCCGGACAGAUCAGACUGCAAGGGAAUGAAGCGAAUCGGUCACCAGGCACAAGUGAGGACAGUUGGCUCAUCGACCACCGUUCUGACGAUCAAGGAUGUGUCUUUCUCGUGGAAGGCCGGUCAGCAUCUCUACCUCUGGCUGCCGCGCCUCGGUCCAUUCGAAGCUCACCCGUACACGAUUGCAUGCGCGCAUCAAUUGCCCGAAACAUGCAUCUGCAAUAGUGUGCAGCUCGUCAUUCGCAAGCACGGCGGGUUUUCCAAGCGACUCCACAACCACGCGCAGAAGAUGCAGCAGGCUGGCCGGAGCGAAACACUCACUGCGUUUGUCGUGGGACCUUUCGGAGCGCCCCCACGGUGGGAUAUCUACGAGACGGUCAUUCUCAUCUCCGCCUCGACAGGAGCUUCCUUUACGCUUCCCAUACUCGAGGCGAUCGUGCAGGAACGAACCAAGACGUGCGUGAAGCGGGUCGAGUUUGUAUUGACAGCGUGUCAAGGCGAGGAGAUUGAUUUCUACCUACAAAGGCUGCGCGAGGCAGUGGAUCGAGCUCACGGGAUGGGUCUCGAAUUGACGGUGCAUGUCGCUAUCACGCGCUCCGAUGCCGAUAUCGAGGCUGUGACGAGCGUUCUCAACGGCGAUGGACGAGUUGGCACCACAGAAUCGCUCCUACAUAGGAGAGGCAACUCUAGCAGCUCAGACGCCGAGGGUGGUGAGAUGGAAGAGAAGGAUAUCAUUAGAGCUGCGAACCCUGGGAACCAGCCAGGCUGCCACAUGAUGAAGGGGAGCUGCUGUGCCGGAGGAAGCUCAAGUAGCGGUGGCUCCGACUUUCUGCGACAGUACACGACGAGACUAGACAUUGAGUCACUCAUCCGCGAGCCCGUCGAGGCGGCAGGUGGAGAGACGUCAGUGGUGGUAUGUGGUGGGCAAUCCCUGACGAGUUCUGUACGCAACUGCGUGACACGGUUGUCGGAUGAGAGAGCAGUGCACAAGGGAACAGGAGCUCAGGGCAUACACCUAUAUGUGGAGGAGUACUCGUUCUAG
Molecule: messenger RNA, 1938 nt
Organism: Verticillium nonalfalfae
Lineage: Eukaryota; Fungi; Ascomycota; Sordariomycetes; Glomerellales; Plectosphaerellaceae
Exons: 1
Coding region: 1-1938 (645 amino acids)
Biological process (GO): intracellular iron ion homeostasis; copper ion import; iron ion transport
Cellular component (GO): plasma membrane
Molecular function (GO): ferric-chelate reductase activity
Source: RefSeq, a predicted model, not a curated record